This is a messenger RNA of Leptosia nina, 621 nucleotides long. Lineage: Eukaryota; Metazoa; Arthropoda; Insecta; Lepidoptera; Pieridae. The record is from the annotation of a GenBank genome assembly.
AUGGAUAUUUCGAUUAGUUCUGCGAUAGAAAAAAUCAAACUACAGGAGCAAGAUACGGAAGCAAAAUUGAAAGAAAAACGAGAGCUUGAAUCUCAUAUUGCUUUACUUCAAAGAAAUAUUCGAGACACACAUUCUCAAAGCGACAAGUUUCAACAGGAAGAAAUCGUGUUAAAUAAACAAAUACAAGAACAUUUACCUAACCUUGAAGUAGGAAAAAUGAGGAUUCUUGCACUUGCUUCCCAAGUUGAGGUUAUAAGAGAAGAAUUGAAAGAAUUAAAAGAAAAAGUAAAUCAAAGUAUUUUCGAUGUUUGGAAGCUACGAUCGUCUUUUUGUGACAAAAUUGAAAAAACUUCAGAUGAUUACGAUGUUUGGGCACUUCUUAUAAAGCCAGUUCAUACAGAAUUGAAACCGAGAAUUGUGAAUACGCCAGAAAAGAAAAUAUACUCUAACGAGGGUAGACUUAAAUGUGCUAUAGAGAGACGAGAAAAGGCUAUAGCUGAAAGGAAUCGUAUAAUCGCAGAACCUGAAAACGGUGAAGAAUUCGUCAGAAUAAAAAAUGCACUUCGAUACAGUUCUGAAAAGCUAGCAAAUAUGAAAAAUUUAGAACAAAAUAAACUAUGA